Molecule: messenger RNA, 1110 nt
Organism: Arachis ipaensis
Lineage: Eukaryota; Viridiplantae; Streptophyta; Magnoliopsida; Fabales; Fabaceae
Source: RefSeq, a predicted model, not a curated record
AUGGGAACGAUUUUACAGGAUCAUUCCAAGUUAGACUCGGACACAGUUGCUGAGGCUAUAAGGCCAUUGGUUGAGAGUGACCCGUCCAUCAAGGUCAAAUCUAUAAUUACGGAAGUCCAGUCAAGGUUUAACUACACCAUCAGUUACCGAAAGGCUUGGUUGACAAAGCAGAAGUCCAUAGCCAAAGUUUUUGGUGGUUGGGAGGAUUCUUAUCAAGCUUUGGCAUGGUGGCUCUCGGUCAUGACUCAGAAGAUGCCUGGCUCAAUAGUCCAAAUAGAAACACGACCACUGUACAAUGGGACUGAGGAGGCGGAUGGUACACUUCUAGUUGCUGUUGCACAAGAUGGAAACCAGAACAUUGUGCCUAUCGCCUUUGCCCUGGUGGAGGGCGAGACAGCUGAUGCGUGGCACUUCUUUCUAAGGAAUCUACGAAAGCAUGUUGUUAGAUCAGACGGCGUGGGGUAUUCAAGGAUAGUGGAGGAGUACAACAUCAAUUACAAGAGGUUGGAAGAGCGAGGCGAGGCAUAUGCCCGGUGGUGCGAUGCCAUUGGACUUAGACACUGGGUAUUGACAUUUGAUGAGGGUCAUCGAUGGGGCCAUAUGACGACGAACCUUGUGGAGUGCAUUAAUUCAAUUUUGAAGGGUGCCCGAAACCUCCCAGUGUUGGCACUCGUCCGAGCAACGUAUUAUCGGUUAAACGAAAUUUUUACGCGAAAGAGUGCCGAGACUCACGAACGCAAGCGUGCUGGAUUUAAUUACUCUGUAUUUGCACAACAUAGGAUAGAAGCAAACAUCCAACGUGCUGGGAAUAUAGUUGUGCACCGGUUUGAUAGACGGAACGAGGUGUUUGAGGUUCGUGAAAUGCCUAAUGGAAAGGUGUUGGUGGAACGACUACCAUAUCGACAUGUUAUUGCUUGUUGUGCAAACCAGCGACUUGAUUGGCAGCUGUAUGUGCAUGAUGUGUACAGAAUGACAGAGGUUUGUAAAGUCUACAGAUUUGAGUUUGUACCAUUAGGCGAUGCAGAGACAUGGCCUGCUUAUCAGGGACCCACAUUGGUCGCUAAUCUCGCCUUGAGGAGAACAUCGAAAGGUCGUCCCAAGUUGACCUGA